Messenger RNA from Diaporthe citri, 741 nucleotides. RefSeq lists its product as uncharacterized. NCBI's taxonomy places the organism in Eukaryota, Fungi, Ascomycota, Sordariomycetes, Diaporthales, Diaporthaceae. The record is from RefSeq and is a predicted model, not a curated record. The transcript is spliced from 2 exons. Bases 1 to 741 code for a protein of 246 amino acids.
AUGAGCAUGUCAGCAGGCCAGGUCAGUUCGACGAGGACGGACUGUGGAGCACCCCGGGAGAGGGUUCUUGUCACGCUCAAGGAGGUCAUUAUCAACAUCGCCAAGGAGGCCGGUGUCAAGCAAGUCAUCUCAUCCACCACCUUGGGAGUCUCAAUGUUGGAGGAUGGUGUGGCUGUUUCGGCAGGGUCGUUCAUGCAAAAGCACAUGGUCAACAAGAGGUCGAUUGAGAAGAUGGUCGAAGAUGCCGGCUUCGAAUCCUACACUCUGCUACGUCCUACCUUCUUCAUGGCCAACUUCUUGGAACCCAAGAACAAGCGCUACACGGAAAUCCGCGACGAGCAUCAGUGGACCACGGCUUUCACAGCGGAGUCAGAGUUCCCGCUUGCCGAUCACGAGGAUAUUGCCAAGUUCACCAUUGCUGCUCUUCAAAACCCAGAGCAAUACCAUCGGCGCGCACUGAGCAUCGCGAGCGACCAGCUCAAGAUACAGGAUAUCCUGGAUCAACUCGCCGAUGCCAUUGGGCGUCCGGGCACAAUACGUGCCAAGUUUCUGACGGACGCGGAGGUCGAGGAACAAGAGAAAUCAACAGGUUUUUCGAACACCCACAAGUCGCUGCGGACUACUUCCAACUACAUCAACCUGGAUGAGCUGCGGGCAAUGGUGUCGCUGACUUCGUUCAAGGAAUUCCUGGAGCGAGAAAAAGAUGCUGUGAAGAAGACGUAUCCUCUUAAGAUAGACUGA